Messenger RNA from Chlorella variabilis, 894 nucleotides. RefSeq lists its product as hypothetical. Gene Ontology annotation, cellular component: cytosol. The record is from RefSeq and is a predicted model, not a curated record. Gene Ontology annotation, molecular function: methenyltetrahydrofolate cyclohydrolase activity; methylenetetrahydrofolate dehydrogenase (NADP+) activity. Bases 1 to 894 code for a protein of 297 amino acids. The transcript is spliced from 5 exons. Gene Ontology annotation, biological process: tetrahydrofolate interconversion. NCBI's taxonomy places the organism in Eukaryota, Viridiplantae, Chlorophyta, Trebouxiophyceae, Chlorellales, Chlorellaceae.
AUGGCGGCACAGCUGAUUGAUGGCAAGGCCAUUGCCGAGCAGAUCCGGCAGGAGCUGAAGGCGGAGGUGGACGUGCUGAAGCAGAAGUACGGCAAGGCUCCCGGCCUGGCGGUGGUGCUGGUGGGCGAGCGCAAGGACUCGCAGACGUAUGUGCGGAACAAGAAGAAGGCGUGCGACGAGGUGGGCAUCGUCUCCUUUGGCACCGACCUGCCCGAGACCGCCUCCGAGGAGGAGGUGCUGCAGGUGGUGGCCGCCUACAACGCCGACCCCGCCGUGCACGGCAUCCUGGUGCAGCUGCCGCUGCCGCGCGGCAUCGACGAGCAGCGCGUGCUGGAUGCCAUCUCGAUUGAGAAGGAUGUGGACGGCUUCCACCCGCUCAACAUCGGCCGCCUGGCCAUGCGCGGCCGCGACCCGCUGUUUGUGCCCUGCACCCCCAAGGGCUGCCUGGAGCUGCUCAAGCGCAGCGGCGUGCAGCUGAGCGGCAAGAAGGCGGCGGUGGUGGGGCGCAGCAACAUCGUGGGCAUGCCCGCGGCGCUGCUGCUGCAGCGCGAGGACGCCACCGUCACCGUCAUCCACUCCCGCACCCCCGACGCGCAGCGCAUCUGCGCGGAGGCAGACAUCAUCAUCGCCGCCUGUGGCAAGGCGGAGAUGGUGGGCGGCGACUGGAUCAAGCCGGGGGCAGCCGUCAUCGACGUCGGCAUCAAUGCCGUGGAUGACCCCAAUGCCAAGCGCGGCUACCGCCUGGUGGGAGACGUCAACUUUGCAGAGGCGGCGGAGAAGGCAGCCAAAAUCACCCCGGUGCCGGGCGGAGUGGGCCCGAUGACCAUUGCAAUGCUCCUCCGAAACUGCGUUGAUGGGGCGGCGCGUUCCUUUGAGGCGGAGGUCAGCGCGUGA